Messenger RNA from Ceraceosorus guamensis, 803 nucleotides. RefSeq lists its product as hypothetical. The transcript has a single exon. The coding region runs from base 146 to 697 and encodes 183 amino acids. NCBI's taxonomy places the organism in Eukaryota, Fungi, Basidiomycota, Exobasidiomycetes, Ceraceosorales, Ceraceosoraceae. The record is from RefSeq and is a predicted model, not a curated record.
GGGGUGGGCUUGAGCUUAGGGUAGGCAGAGGGUCGAUUGGCGUUUCGGCUGGGCUGGGAAACACAUCGUUCGGACAUGCAAUCUAUUGGACGCAUGAGCUGCUGACGUUCCCGCGCCUGCGUCAGCAGUCAGCAGACCAGCAGUCAUGCUUGGAUACCUGCAUGGCACAUACUCGAAAUGCCCCUCGCGCUUUCUUUUCCCAUGGUUUCCCAUGGUUUCCUGCAGGCCAGGCCAGACUAAAUCUCGCGCGCCUUUUCCGGGACUGCGCGAGUGUUUCAGUGCGUUGCAAUCUGAAACUUUGCUCGAACAGCUCCCAUGGCGCCGCACAUGGAAAGCCAUAAUACGGAUACUUGCUCAAUCGCGCAACUCUCCGCAAUUCAGGGAGCAGCUCAGCGGCCCGACUUGGGUUUUUGAUUGGCGCAGGCAAAAGGUGGCCGAGGCUGGUGGCUCCCUGCUGCCCUGCCCUUGUCCAUCGUGGGUCUGUUCCCAACCACCUGCCAGCAAUAUCGCUCGCUCCCUCGCUCCCUCGCACGCACGUCACGCACGCACGCACGCACGCACGCACGCACGCACUCGUUCCUCUGUGCGGCUAAACUAUCCUGAGCUGUAUUUGGCCCUCCGCGGGCCACUGCGCCCUUCCGCUCUCUCGCUCUUCGAACCAGCGCCAGGGCACUUCCCAAAGCGACUCAUAGCCUGAACGCAAGCAGCCACACCGAUGACAUGCACUGCCUGACCAAGACGCAGAUUGCGCAGGGUCAAUUACGAACCCAAUUCAGCUCAAACUCCGCUCCGGCUAUGCGUGC